Messenger RNA from Aphanomyces invadans, 1950 nucleotides. RefSeq lists its product as hypothetical. The transcript is spliced from 2 exons. NCBI's taxonomy places the organism in Eukaryota, Oomycota, Saprolegniomycetes, Saprolegniales, Verrucalvaceae. The record is from RefSeq and is a predicted model, not a curated record. Bases 1 to 1950 code for a protein of 649 amino acids.
AUGGCGACUCCUCGCGCGAACACCAUGCACAACUACAUCGACGUGGACAGCGACGAAAUCAACCUGGUCAUCUCGGACUCGAUCGUCAAGGUCAUCAUCGGCGAGAUGAUGUUCCGCCCCGAGGACGAGCUUGCGGUCUUGGACGCGGACGGCGACGACGGGGAAGAGCUCACGGGCAUCGACGCUCGCAACCGGAAGAUCGCCAAGCUGCGGCGCAGUGCGCUGUCGCUUUUCACCGAGAACGAGGAUGGCGUCGGUUACACGGUCAGGAUCCCGGCUGUGACGCUCUUCAACCUGGCCAUCAAGCACGUGUCGGUCAGCUUGUCGUUCCGACAGGUCGCCAGGGUAAUCGAGGACACAAAGAACACGUGCAUGCUCGGCAAGCUGGGCGGCAUCAACGACACGCUGGUCGGCCGGUACGUCCAUGUGAUUGUCGGUCACUCGCUGCAGGCGCUUGACACAAUCAUCGCCUACGACGAUGUCUGGGCACUGGUGUUGUCGUUCGACGGCAGCACGCACCGCGGUACGUGCUUCAAGGAUAUUUGCGUGCGUGUCGGUGUGAUGGGUGUCCUCUACAACUUGCAUUUGAUCGCGAUGCCGCAUUUCGAUCGUCGCACCGCCCAAAACCAGGAGACCAAGAUCGACAAGCUUCUCAACGCUCUGUUCGUGGGGUGGAUUCGGAAGCUGAUCGGCGUCACGACGGAUCGGGAGAAGACGAACAUGGGGCACCGAAACGGCGUCCAGGUGCGCAUGGUGAGGGGGUUUCUAGUUGACAUCUUCGCAAUGUCGUCCAAGUGUGGUGCGUGCGCUCCACACCAGCUCAACCUGCAAGUUCACUUGUAUGUCGAUAAGAUCGACUGUGGCGCGUGGGUGAAGAAGACUUACGAGGUGACUGUGUACCUUCGCCGGCAGUCGAACCUGAUCACGGAAAUGGGCGUGACAAGCCCGAAGAAGACUAACCGGUGGAUCGCGCUCGGCUCUGUGCUCAAGUUCGACAUUGCUCACGAACCGAGAAUCACAACCUUCUUCGCCGAGCGCGCCGCCGAGGGCAACAUGGCUCAGCCGCCUGUGCUGACGUCGACCUGGUGGAUCCUCGUGCAUGCUCUUUCCCCCGCCAUUGAGUUGAUCACUGAGACUUUCGUCAAGCUCCAGCAGCGCGAUUUGGUACUCUGCCAGCAACGGAAGCUGUUUGUCGUUCUCGCCGACGAAAUUGCCGACUUGUUCAAGGUGUGCCGCAUUGCCGACUGCGAGGGCGACUUCGACGACCUGCCUGUCAACACCUACGUACUGCGAAACCAGUCAAUCGUGCUCAUCGCCUCGCUUCGCGACUACGUCGAAGACCUCGGGUCGCACGCUCGAGUGCACUGGGAGAAGCUCGACAAGAUCGAGCAAUCACAAGUCUUCAGGACGAUCGGACUGUUCGCCAUCGGCAUCACGGACGGCAUCCGCCAAGUGGAAGCUGAGCGCGACCCAAUGAACAACCCGUCCAUAGAGCUCGCGCCACCCAUCAUGCCGCACGACCUCGUCAAGACGAGGCCCGCGACAUUUAUCUCGGAGGCGCUAGAGCCGCGGAAGCCACAGCUCGAGGCGACGUCCUGGACAGUCGAUCAGAUUAACACCGCCGAGACGGACCACCGCGAUUUGAUCAAGGCGUACAACAUUGAGCCAGCGACGAAGGCGAUAAUUGACAAGCACGACCAUCUCAAGUCAUUCCACGACGCGUGGGACGAGGUCGCCGGGUGUGGUAUCAAGUACCUCCAGCUGCGCCGCCUUUGCGCCGGUCUUGCGACCGUCUUCCACAACUCGACGUCGGUCGAGUCCGACUUUUCGAUACUGAAGUGGGAAAUGGACGAGUUCCGCACAUCCAUGCUCGACCUGUCGCUGGAAGGUAUCUUCCAGACCAAGCGGUUUGAGCUUCUGGACUCGAUCAUGAUGUCCCUUGAGCAAUAA